Messenger RNA from Schistosoma haematobium, 3136 nucleotides. RefSeq lists its product as uncharacterized. NCBI's taxonomy places the organism in Eukaryota, Metazoa, Platyhelminthes, Trematoda, Strigeidida, Schistosomatidae. The transcript has 2 exons. Gene Ontology annotation, molecular function: GTP binding; GTPase activity. The coding region runs from base 1656 to 2540 and encodes 294 amino acids. The record is from RefSeq and is a predicted model, not a curated record.
CACGAAUAUAAUCAAGAUAGAAACCACAAACAAAUUCAGAGGCCUGAAAGUCUUAUUAAAACUCAAUAAUUUGAAAUCUCGAGUGAGAGAUAGAAAAGACUCCACGAUUCCAGCUAGCCGAAUAAUUGAAUGGAAAAUAAAAAUAUUUUCAAACGUAAACGGACGGGAGUCAACGCAACCCAUUGAUUCAUUAAAAAGAAUGAAAACGUUUCACAAAAGAAAAUUCUCUUUUCAAUGAUAUCAUUUUCUGGAGCUGUACAAUCGCAUUUUAAAGUAUUUGUAAAUAUUCAUAGGUAGGAAACACCUAUUACUAACAAAGUACCAAAUAACCUUGAGUCAAAUUUCACACAGUACUUGUUACUAUAAUAUUGGCACACAUGUAAAUUACACUAAGAACAGUAAAACUUUGAGAUUCCCAUCGCAAAUCACACGUUUAGAAAUAAGAGACUAGAAUUCCCGUAUUACAGCAAUAAAGCCAAUUGACAAAAAUCAUUAGUAGAUAGUGGACUACGGAUUACAAGCUGAACUAAGAUUAUAGAAGUAAAACAAUCUGACUUCAAUCAUCCAAUGUUUUUAUAAAAACAACAAUGUAAAUAAUUAAACAGCUGCUUAGUUUGGUCUUUCUUUUAAAAAUUGCAUUAUUGUAAUUGAAAAAUACGAACUAGUAGAUUUUAGGGAUGGGAUUUUUGUUGAUAAAAAUACGAUGAUUGAAGUCAGGAUACAUGAGGCGUGAUUGAAUUCACCUCAGUUAUAAAACGAAACAAUUAUUAACUGUAAUUUAUUGCCAAUACGUAAACUACCGUUUAAGUUAGUUGGAUUAAAUGACAAAUAACUCUGAUGAACGAGUAAAUACCAUAACCAUCAUGGCAAAAUUCAAACGUAACAUAUAAAACGCUGAGAUGAUGAAUUAGAUUUGUCAUACUAAUCGAAUUCACCAUUACUUUUGAGAUAGACGAAAACGAUCAAAUUGGAAAAAUAAAAAGAACUAUUUAUCACGAAAUAUCUGAUAAUUUUUAUGUACCUAGCUUCCUCAUUUUAGUCAUCUCAUCCCUAUGAUUGAUUACCUAGCAAUUAUAGCUAAUUAGAUUUUUACCAGCUUCAUAUAUAUAUAAUCCCAUUGGUUGAUUAGCAGACAACCGCAACGGUAUAUGAACCAAUGUAACGUCAGUACAGAAUUAGGACAGGUAACUAGUAGAAUUAAUUGUUGUGUUAUAAGCUCUAAUGUAUAUGGUGAACUGUCCAAUAAGGACAUCAAUAAAUGUUAGAACAGUACUGUUAGUAUGAAAAAUAAUAAUUGAAUGUAAAGGGAUUGGUUUUCUUAUGAAAAAAACACAAUAAGUAACAUAUAAAAUAGUUGUAAGCCAUCAUAUGUUAAAAUAUAGAUGCAUUCUUAUGUAAAUGUAUUAAAAUAGAACACCAAAAAUGAGGAUGUUAAUAUGAUUCAGAAGACGUUCUAAUUUAAUGUUUAAAUUGUAAUUAUUGCUACGCCUGAACAAAAACAUACCACUACAUACGCAGAGUUCACAUGUACUUAUGAACAUUUAUCAUCAUUAAUGCUGUUCACACGUGAUUGGUCAGUUUAACCUUAUACGGAACUAUUACAUAAAAGGAAGGAAAUUGAAGAUUACUUCACAAACAAAAAAGAACUACUUUCCAUGGAUGAUCAAGAGCAACCACAUGCAGAAGUUGUAUUCAUGGGAGAAGCCCAAGUGGGGAAGACAGCUUUAGUCCAACGAAUAAUCAAAGGGUCAAGUUAUUUUUUAUGGAACGAUAAAUAUGAACCUACAAUUGAAGACUCGUUCGUCAGAGAAUUUAUAGUUGGAGGAAAUUUAUGCAGAUUGAGACUUAUUGACACUGCAGGAAGUUACACGUUCCCAGCAAUGAAUAGACUGUGGCAACGAAGAGCUUCUGCAUUUGUAUUAGUGUGUGCAAGAGAUAACCCAUCAAGUUUAGACAGGAUAAAGACGAUUUUGCAAGAAAUUCAGGAUGAAAGACAAGAAAAUUACAGAAAAUUAAUAACAGUGAUAGUUGUCAAUAAGAGUGAUAUUAGAGAAAGUGAAUGGAUGGUAAAAGAUGAGGAUGUUGAACAACUAGCAGAAAACUUACAGAUACCUUUUAGUUCAGUCGUCAUUGCAUCAGCUCGUGACAAUUACGGUAUGAUUGAAAUUUUAAAAGUAUUAUGGGAACAAAAUCAAGAAGCUGGAGAGAACAGAAUUUUAUUUGAUUUGCUGCCUUUUAAGUCUGGUAAGGCUGAUGAAAGAAGAAGAGCAAGUGCAUUUGCAGUACUUUUUGGGAAUUCGUCAUCUAAGGGCGCGACAGUUCUUCACAUAGGACACAAUCAACGUCCUAGGCAUUCUGAUGCACAAGAAAGCAAUAACAUGGCACUGGACACAAAUACUAAGUUUCAAAAUGUAAAUUCAUUUGGAAUAGCAUUUAUGAGAAAACUAGGGCGACUAAGUCUUGGUGGACAUCGCAGUAAUAAACGAGACAAAACAAGCCGAGAACCUUCUGUUAUUAAACCAGACUGUAAUGUAUCUUAAAAAACUAUACAUGACUGUAAUAUAAAAUCUUUAAUUUAAGUAUAUAAAUGCUUUUUAAAAACUUAGCCAUUAGAAACAGUUGGUUUAGAAUGUGGAGCUUAGGCAAUGAAUCACAACCUAAACAAAAAUAUGUGGUCAAACUAGUGUCAAGUGCAAAAACACUAGAAACACAAACAUAUGAUGGUUAAAUUUUUGGUUUACAAAUAUUACCACCAAUAUAAACACAAAAAUGCUAUUUGGUUUCACUUGCAUCAGAAAAAAACAAUAAUAGAAGGAAGUGGAUUGAGUUAUGGAAUAGUACAUUUAGCAAACCUUAGUCUAAAAUACGAGUCAGUCAAUUAAUAUUAGCUUGCUUGAGUGCAGUAGAACGUGGAUUUUGUUGAUAAAUCAUAAUUUCUGCAAGCAUACAGGUUGUGGGCUUUUAUAGAACAGAUUCAUUGGACAUUUAUUUAAAUAUAUUAUAUCAUGCAGUAGUAGUAGUAGUGUAAUGAACAAAGACUUGGUGGAUAAAACUAACUUAUUGUUUACUGCAAAAUUACAGAGUUCCUUAGUAAAAUAUGAAAACCAAAAUUAAAUACUUUAUUUGCAAAUCUUCC